This is a messenger RNA of Sordaria macrospora k-hell, 1044 nucleotides long. RefSeq lists its product as uncharacterized. Lineage: Eukaryota; Fungi; Ascomycota; Sordariomycetes; Sordariales; Sordariaceae. The record is from RefSeq and is a predicted model, not a curated record.
AUGAGAGAGCUUUCUCGCAAAGACAUUGACGGACAUCAUCACACCCAGUCUCACUCGCUGGUUAUCUGCUGCGGCAACGUUACGGCCCCUCGACCAACAACAUCGACGGCUAUUCUCACCCCAGCCUCACUCCCCGGCUCGUCUUUGCAUCAACGUGCUGCCUCCUCCUCCAACAAAAUCAACGGACGUCAUCACCACGGCCUCGCCUCAAUGACUAAUUCUGCGCCAACGAUGUCAGACACAGACUUCAGAGACGAAAUUGCCGAGCUGCUUGCUCCCUCAGUCGAGGCCAGAACCGCAAAGGGCCUCAACGAGGAUUUUCCCGACGAUCCCAACUGGACCACGCAUCUUCCCUUGGAUCCCAACACCCUGGAGGCCAUCUGCCGCGUGAACCUUCCCAAUUUUCUGAUUGACCGCCACAGUGUGGCCAAGAGGUUUAAGAACCAUGGCUUUGAGCAGAGUGAUCUUGGAAUGUCGUUCACACUACGUCAAUACUAUCAAGGCAAUGAGGGAUGUGCUGGAGAACGAACUCGCUUGGGAUGUUUUGGCCCUACGGACCACAAGCUUGGAAACUACAUCCUCGAGCAGAGUGAUGGAUCGAUUCUUAUCUGGGUCAGAUACACCACGGUUUUCGAGUUGCAACCUCAGGAACAAGGCGACACCGACUGCAAAUUCGCAUGGAGAGACAUAGGACGUAUCGUUGCAGCGCUUGACAAAGCCAUGACGGAACACAAAAGAUCUGCAUCCGAGGUGCCGAAGUCGAGCAUUUUCCGGGCCAUUCUACCAGAACGCUUCAUUGUCGACAAAUUCCAGUUGGUGAAGUUCUUUUUCUCAGAGGGUGCUCAUUCCCAUAGAGAGGUCAAACUGGAAUCGUACAACGCGUCUCCGAUGGUGGACUUCAACGGUGUUCAACGCCCACAUGGGGUUAUCGACACCGAGUUCAGGGUCAUGUUCGACUCCAAAGGGAUGGCAAAGCUUGUGGUUCGAACUGCCCACAAAUCUUCGCUUUGGCCCAGCGAGCACGUGUAUGAGUUGGAAGCUUGA